UUCCCCCCUCCACCUGCGAUCCCCAGUGUUCGGCGAAGAGGUCUCUGCGGCGGGAAAUUCGUUCAGGCGACUGCUAUGGCCACCCAUUUCCUCUUUGAGCCUUGGCCCUUGCCAGGUCCUCGGGGGCUUGGGAGUGUCAUUGGUGGAUGACCGCAGCUCUUGCUGCUGCCGCUGUCACCGCGAUCAUGGCAUCUGGCAGCAGCGGCCUGGCAGCCGCCCGCCUCCUAUCGCGCUCCUUCCUCCUGCAACAGAAUGGAAUUCGGCAUUGUUCCUAUAUAGCGUCCCGGAAACAUCUCUAUGUUGAUAAAAAUACGAAGGUUAUUUGCCAGGGUUUCACUGGUAAACAGGGCACCUUUCAUAGCCAGCAGGCAUUGGAUUAUGGCACCCAGCUGGUUGGAGGAACCACUCCAGGGAAAGGAGGCCAGACACAUCUGGGCUUACCAGUCUUUAAUACUGUGAAGGAGGCCAAAGAAGAGACAGGAGCGACAGCUUCUGUCAUUUAUGUUCCUCCUCCUUUCGCUGCUGCUGCCAUCAAUGAAGCCGUCGAGGCGGAAGUGCCCUUGGUCGUGUGCAUUACUGAAGGUAUCCCACAGCAGGACAUGGUACGGGUCAAGCACAAACUGCUGCGCCAGGGAAAGACGAGGCUGAUUGGGCCUAACUGCCCUGGAAUCAUCAAUCCUGGAGAAUGCAAAAUCGGCAUUAUGCCUGGCCAUAUUCACAAGAAAGGAAGAAUUGGUAUUGUGUCCAGAUCUGGCACCCUGACUUACGAAGCGGUUCAUCAAACGACACAAGUUGGAUUGGGGCAGUCUUUGUGCGUUGGCAUUGGAGGUGAUCCUUUUAAUGGCACAGAUUUUAUUGACUGCCUUGAAAUCUUUCUGAAUGAUCCAGCCACAGAAGGCAUCAUAUUGAUUGGUGAAAUUGGUGGUAAUGCAGAAGAAAAUGCUGCAGAAUUUUUGAAGCAACAUAAUUCAGGUCCCAAGGCCAAGCCUGUGGUGUCCUUCAUCGCUGGUUUAACUGCUCCUCCUGGCAGGAGAAUGGGUCACGCAGGGGCGAUUAUUGCUGGAGGAAAAGGUGGAGCCAAAGAGAAGAUCUCGGCCCUGCAGAGUGCGGGAGUUGUCGUCAGCAUGUCUCCUGCCCAGCUGGGAACCACCAUCUACAAGGAAUUCGAAAAGAGGAAGAUGCUAUGAAAGAGAAAAGAAGUUCCCUAAACCUGUGGCGUGAUUAUGGAAAUGUGCGGCAGCAGCGAUUUGCUUCUCUUGUCCCUCACUGUCAGCCUGUGUACCUGUCGCUGCUUUGUCAGUAGCACGAAGUCAAAACAAGGUUCAGAAUGUCCAAUAUCGGGAUGUCUCCACCUCAUCGUGUAACACAGAGCCAGUAAACCUACCAUUUGAUUUGAA
Molecule: messenger RNA, 1397 nt
Organism: Neomonachus schauinslandi (Hawaiian monk seal)
Lineage: Eukaryota; Metazoa; Chordata; Mammalia; Carnivora; Phocidae
Gene: SUCLG1
Product: succinate-CoA ligase GDP/ADP-forming subunit alpha
Exons: 9
Coding region: 147-1187 (346 amino acids)
Biological process (GO): tricarboxylic acid cycle
Cellular component (GO): mitochondrion; succinate-CoA ligase complex (ADP-forming)
Molecular function (GO): succinate-CoA ligase (ADP-forming) activity; succinate-CoA ligase (GDP-forming) activity
Source: RefSeq, a predicted model, not a curated record